UCGACCCUUCCGGCCGCAGCGCAAUCCUCUUCCCUCGACCUGUCUCUCACGAUUGCGACAAAUCCGUUUUCGAAGGUUCUGCAAAACCCUAAUUCCCAAUCCUUCAAUCGCCGAAGAUGCCGAACCUGGAGUGCAGGAUGUACGAGGCCAGAUAUCCGGAGGUGGACAUGGCGGUGAUGAUUCAGGUGAAGAACAUCGCCGACAUGGGAGCAUACGUCUCCCUCCUGGAGUACAACAACAUCGAGGGUAUGAUCCUCUUCUCCGAGCUCUCCCGCCGCCGCAUCCGUUCCGUGUCCUCCCUCAUCAAGGUCGGUCGUCAGGAGCCCGUUAUGGUCCUUCGUGUCGACCGUGACAAAGGCUACAUCGAUCUGUCCAAGCGUCGGGUCUCGGAGGAGGACAUCCAGACCUGCGAGGAGCGCUACAACAAGAGCAAGCUUGUUCACUCUAUCAUGCGACACGUCGCAGAGACCCUCGACCUCGACCUGGAGGAGCUCUAUGUACACAUCGGCUGGCCCCUCUACCGCAAGUACGGCCAUGCAUUCGAGGCAUUCAAGAUAAUUGUAACGGAUCCUGAUUCAAUUCUAGAUUCGCUUACUCGGGAAGUGAAGGAAGUUGGGCCUGAUGGACAGGAGGUGACAAAGGUGGUUCCUGCUGUGACACCCGAGGUAAAAGACACAUUGGUUAAGAACAUUAGGAGACGGAUGACACCCCAACCACUGAAGAUACGAGCUGAUAUAGAAAUGAAGUGUUUCCAGUUUGAUGGUGUUCUUCACAUCAAGGAAGCUAUGAGGAAAGCUGAAGCUUCUGGGAAUGAGGAUUGUCCUGUCAAAAUCAAACUAGUUGCUCCUCCACUCUAUGUUCUUACUACACAGACCCUCGACAAGGAACAAGGCAUUUCAAUUCUCAAUAUUGCGAUUAAGGCUUGCACCGAGGAAAUUGAACUGCACAAAGGAAAACUAACUCUGAAGGAGGCACCAAGAGCUGUGAGCGAACGAGAUGAUAAGUUACUCGCCGAGCACAUGGCAAAACUACAAUCUGCUAACAAUGAGGUUGAUGGUGAUGAAGGCUCUGAAGAUGAGGAAGACACUGGAAUGGGUGAAUUGGAUGUGGAGUCGGGUGUUAACAUAGAUUAAGCAGUUAUGAACCGAUGUGCUAUCUUCCUUUCUAUAUUUGGUUGUUGCUUAAAGAAUUUUGGAUGUUAAAAUUGAAAUUAUCAAUGCCUCAAUAACGUGUCGAGUUGGCUGUGUGGUGAAUGUUA
Molecule: messenger RNA, 1258 nt
Organism: Zingiber officinale
Lineage: Eukaryota; Viridiplantae; Streptophyta; Magnoliopsida; Zingiberales; Zingiberaceae
Product: eukaryotic translation initiation factor 2 subunit alpha homolog
Exons: 6
Coding region: 117-1133 (338 amino acids)
Cellular component (GO): eukaryotic translation initiation factor 2 complex; eukaryotic translation initiation factor 2B complex; eukaryotic 48S preinitiation complex
Molecular function (GO): RNA binding; ribosome binding; translation initiation factor activity
Source: RefSeq, a predicted model, not a curated record